UAUAUCUGCCCUUACCUAACCAACCAAAUUACAAAACUGCCCCUAAGAAAUCUCUUUUGUUAUGCCAUCAUCUUCCACACACUUGCAAGUCCUUCAAUCUCUUUCUUCUACGCAAACAAAUCUCUCAUCUCUCUCUCUCUCUCUCUCUCUCUCUUUCUUUCUUUCUUUCUUUCUUUCUUUCUUUCUUCCUUCCUGUGCAACACAAUCUUAAAAGAGAAAGUCGGUGCAACCGUGCACCGACAUUAUUACGAAAUUGCCCUCGAUUAAUUAUUUCUGUUUAAUAUCCUUUCAGUCUUCUCAAAAGGGGUUGUUUUCUCUGUCUUCGGAGGAGUACCACCAUGGAAGGCUGGGAUCCAACCACCAAGGCAAAGGGACAAUGUCAAAUUUUUUUCUUUUUUGUCAUUUCUAUUGCAAGAUAUUCAUGGCAGGAUGAUGCUGCAAUAUGCUGCUCUGAUCUGGAGUGAAUCAGGGUACAAGCAAGGGCAUCAUAUCUCCCCGAUUACCUACUGUGCGUCCCCAAUACCAACAUUCAAUGGCGGCGAUGGUGUUUUCCGAAGAUUCUAAGGGUUGACGGCUCCUGCCCGGUUCUGGUAGGAAGCUAGGGUUCAGGCCAAUUUCCGGUAACUCAAAUGCGCUUCCGAUUAACAAACACUGGCCCGAAUAUAUGCCAGGUCUGAAUUUUUGCAAUCAUUUGUCAAUUUUGUUUUCUUUUGAAUAUCUAUAUGGUCUGUAUUGAUUCUUGAUCCAAUGAUUGUUUUAAGGGUUUUUGUUCAACAAAUCGAUUUUAGAUCUAUUGUGUAUUGGUUGGUGGUAAUUUUUUUGUUUGUUUUUGCUUUUAUUUUUAUGUAAAAAAAUAAAGCAACGAUUUCGGACUUGCUCUAAUUGUUAUUCGGCAUUUUAGAAUGUAUUUUUGGGAUUUUGGUACUUAGAAAGUGUAUGCACGCCAGGUGUUUGUGAAAAUGCUUCUAUUAUUUGGCAGUUAUAUAACAAAAUUUACAUUAGUUUUAUGGCUCACUAAUGAAUACACAGGUGGUUAUGGCACAAUAUACACAUUAAAACAGACGGCACGACAUUUGUUGCUAAAUGUAAGGAGCUGAGUAUUCAGUUAUGCUAUGCCUUUUCGGUUCAACAAUGUCAAUAUUAUUUAUGAUGCAAAUGUAUUCAGUCAUGCUAUGCCUUUUACCGUUGACAAUCACGAAUUGCAGUUACCUUUUACCGGGUAAGCUUUCGAUUUAACUUCUAUUUCGCAAGUUAUCUCAAUCUACGACAUUUGCAUCAACCGUCAACAAUUUGUUUUUUAGUUUCCCCCAACUAAAACCCAAUUUUUUACUAAGUUGUAAAUUAAUACAUCUUGGUGUAGGUAUAAGUGUUAUUUAAUACAUUGGCUCAUUUGGUUAGAAAAAAGAAAACAUGUGGACAUCCGCCACAACCACGACGGAUCUGAACGAGAUCCGCCAUAGCCACGGUAGAUCUAAAGGAGAUCUGGGUUUUGUGGACAAGAAGACACACAAAGACGACAACGGUUAGGUGGUGGUGGUGAUUAGGCGGUGGUUGGCGGCUAGGUGGUUGGGCGGCUUGAUCUGACUUGCGGUGGUGAUUGGCGGUGAUCAGAGGUGAUGACAGUUGUGUGGUGCGAUGACGACGAUGACGGUUCGAUGAGGGUGGGUCGGUGAUGAUGGCAGUAGUGUGGUAAGAGUCAACAAGUUGUCAAAUAUUAUUUUGGCUUAAUAAAACGUUUCAGGUCCGUCUAGAUUGAGCCUCGCUGUGCCCGGCCGCCUAGGCGCGCGCUUUUUGCGCUUUUAACAACAUAGAUGUAUAUGUGUGUGAGAGGGGGGAGGACCGGCUUGAACGUCCGCAAGAGGACGCCGACGACGCCGACGGGGUGUGGAAAUGGCGUGCAGGUGCGGCCCUUUGAAGUAAUAGCAUGCGUUGUGUUUUGGAUGAUAGGGGCGUUAAACACUGUGACAAUGGCAAUGUUAAGCGAUGAUUUUUUUACUCACUUAAAGUUUGAGCUAGGAGAGCUUCAGUUUGCUGUUCAAAAAACUGAGGAUAUGGAAGACAGAGUGAUUGACUUCGAAGCACUACAAAAAGUCCUUCUUGAAGGAAUAGGAGCUUAUGAUAAACUGCAAGCUAACAUAGUGAAGGCAAAGGAUAAACCUAAACACAUCAUAUAACGCUUGGACUAAUCCGUUCGAUAUUUGCGAAGUACCCGCGCCGCAACGCGCGCGGGUCUUUUUACUAGUAAUGUACUAAAGUAAUCUAUACAAGUUACCACAUACAGUAGAAACUCGAUAAAUUAAUACUCGAUUAUUUAAUAAACUCUUUAAGAUAA
This is a messenger RNA of Helianthus annuus (common sunflower), 2332 nucleotides long. RefSeq lists its product as uncharacterized. The record is from RefSeq and is a predicted model, not a curated record. The coding region runs from base 1812 to 2174 and encodes 120 amino acids. Gene Ontology annotation, cellular component: chloroplast stroma. Lineage: Eukaryota; Viridiplantae; Streptophyta; Magnoliopsida; Asterales; Asteraceae. The transcript has 4 exons.